AGCCGUUCUCAUUUGCUCUGGACCACUUGUGAGCAUUUGCAGCUGCUCCCAGCACACAGCAGGCCUGUGGUGGGUUCACAAAGGAGAUGGUGAAGAAGGGCAAGGGCGUUGCCGCCGAGACGGCGCCUCCCGCCGAGGCCACCGAGGCCCUGGCGCAGCUCAAGGCCGAUGGCAACAACAACUUCGCCAAGCGGGAGUAUGACACCGCGCUGCGCCUCUACGACGAGGCCCUCAAGCUGGUGCCCGCCGACGCCGCCGACGCCGCACUGCUGCACAGCAAUAAGGCCGCCUGCCACAUGAUGCACAAGCGGUACAAGGAGGCGGUGGCGGAGUGCAGCGCAGCGCUGGACGGCCAGCCCAACUUCUUUAAGGCCCUGAUCCGCCGCGCCAAGGCAUAUGAGCAGAUGGGGCAGCACAAGCAGGCGCUGGCCGACAUGCAGCGGGCCAACAAGCUGGAUGCCGCCACCGAGGACACGCGGGACAGCGAGCGGCGGCUGAAGGACCUGGUGGCGGGCAAGAAGCCGGCGGGCAUGGGCAACGGGCUGGGCAAGAAGGGGCCCUCCUCGGUGCCCACCAAGAACCCGGCCGCCGGCCGCCAGGUCAUCUUCCCGGCCAAGCUGUCCAUGGGGGACGACACCCGCCUGCUCCAGCUGGUGCCGGGUGUGACCUACCUGGAGCUCAUGGAGCAUGUGCGCCAGCUGUACCCCGCCGCGGGGCCCUUUGUCAUCAAGUUUGUGGACAAGGAGGGCGAUCUCGUGACGCUGGCCAGCCGCGCCGACAUCCAGCGGGCGAUGCAGGAGGCGGUGGAGGUGGCGUCGCGCGGCGCGGGCGCGCGCGCGCAGAUCACCCAGCAGAGCCUGCCGCCCAUCCGGCUGCAGGUGGUCAAGGUUGCCAGCGAGGCGGAGGUGCCCAAGAUACCGGAUGAGGAGAUGGCGUAUGUGAAGCAGAUGCUGGCGCAGCUGCAGAAGGCGCAGGAUGCUCAGAAGGCGACGGCCGCCGCCGCCGCGCCCGCUGAGGACGAGGGGCAGCCGCCGCCACAGAUUGACGAGUGGAUCCUCCAGUUUGUCGACCUGCUCAAGGAGCACUGCGGCAUCGACCCCGACAAGCCGCUGGAGUGCCAGGAGGUGGGCCAGGACCGCCUCAACGCCGCCUUCACCGCCAUGAUGGCUGAGGACCCAAAAGCGGAGGAGCUGCUGGACCAGGCGCAGGACAAGUUCGAGGACCAGGUGUGCUACGGCAUGUACAACCAGGCCACGGUGCACCAGUACCGCGCAGAGGCGGUACUGUUCAAGGCGGCGCGCGAGGGCACACCGGGCGCCGAGGUGGCCGAGGCGGCAGAGGCGCACAUCAAGAAGGCGGAGGAGCAGCUGGAGGCGGCCACCGCCUACAAGCGCGCCUUCCUGGACGGCUACCUGGGCAAGUCGGCGCUGGCGCAGCUGCGCGCCAAGCUGGCCGCAGACUACCUCAUCGCCCCCGUCAAGCCGCGGGAGGACAUUGCGGACGCCAAGGAGCGCGCCGCGGCGGAGGAGGCGGCCAACAAGGAGAGCCAGCGGGCGGCCAUGGCGCGCGUGACGCCGGCCAGCGCGCAGGCGGCGGAGCCGCUGUUCGAGGCCGCCUACGGCUUCAUCCAGCAGGCGGUGGCCAACAUGAGCGAGGAGGAGGCGGGCAAGGAGAUCAAGCAGAUGAAGCCCACGGCGGAGCAGGACCCCAGCGACCCGGACAACCAGACCAGCGUGAAGCAGAGCCUGCUCAUCAACCACGGCAAUGCCAAGUAUGAGCACAGCAUCCUGCGCGCGGCGGGCGGGCUGGAGUGGAAGGUGCUGGUGGAGGAGGCGGCGGCCAAGUUCAGGGAGGCGGGCGCGCACGCCACCGACAUCCGCAACGCGCUCAAGGGCCACCCCAUGGCCGAGGAGAUGGCUGACAUCAUCGGCCCCGAGCCGGAGCCGGAGGCGGCGGCGGCGCCCAAGGAGGAGGCGGCGGCCAAGGAGGCGCCCAAGGGGCUGCCCAGCCUGGACCGCAAGGCCAAGAAGAAGGAAAGCGCGUGAGCGGCCUGGCCAGGCUGCGCCGCGGGGCGUCUGGCAGCGCAGCGGGGCAGCCGCGCGCAUGAGCCGGGCCCGGCCGGGCUGAGCCUGUGCCUGCCCGAGCGGCGCGCGGCGGCGGCCCCAGGCCCCCUGCUCUAGUGCUGCGAUGUGCUGCCUCUGCCCCCCUGCUGGUCACCAUCCUCCCGAUAUGCGCAUAGUAGAACCCUCGCUGCACUUGUGUUGCCUCUCUGUGCUGCGCCCGCACCGAGCGGCAGCCCCCCUGCCAGUUUUCCGCCUGCUGCAGUGCGCUCCCGCAGCCAUUGCUGCGGGCGUGGCCGGGCCAUGUCCCCCGCCCUUCAUACUUUUCUCACUGCUCUCUCUCGCUCCACUUUCAUGCUUCUUGCUUCGUCUCGCCCUACUUGCUGCUGUCUGCUUCCUGCUGCCAACACUCUCGGCACACUGCAACCUGCCCCAAGUGCCCGCCUAUGUGGCACACCCCUCCCCACCUUCUUGCUGCCGUGGGCCUGCCACGCAAAAAUUACGCGCCUCCAGCCGUGCCACAGCAGCAGCCCACCCUGCCAGUAUCUUUCAGUGAAGUUGUGUGGUGAAUGUGCACAGUUCAGAACGUUUUUGGGAAGGAGCUGCUGAUUGUGAUGUGAAGGCAGUGCAAUUCACCAUUUGCCA
Molecule: messenger RNA, 2705 nt
Organism: Chlorella variabilis
Lineage: Eukaryota; Viridiplantae; Chlorophyta; Trebouxiophyceae; Chlorellales; Chlorellaceae
Exons: 15
Coding region: 87-2045 (652 amino acids)
Molecular function (GO): protein binding
Source: RefSeq, a predicted model, not a curated record